CAAACCAAUCGAACUAUAAAAGCCUAGACUAGCUCCUUGUCGCAUCCUACACACACACACACACACACACACAAUUCAUCCAACUUAGAAUCAUUACUCAUUCACUCAACAUGUCCGUUUACGUUAUCACCGGAGUGUCCAAGGGAAUCGGGUUCGAGUUCCUCAGGCAGAUUUCGGAAGACCAGAAGAACCUGGUCGUCGGUCUGGUCUGCGACAAAGCUGCGACCGAGAAGAAGAUAGCGGCAGAGCUGGGCGACCGUCUCAAUGUCCACAUCAUCCAUGCAGACCUCACCAAGUACGCCAGCCUGAAGCAAGCCGCUGCCGACGCGGCCGAUAUCGUUGGCGAGCGUGGCAUCGACUACCUGGUGGCCAACGGAGCUUUGGUGCCCUACUUGGACACCUAUGGACCCAUCGGCGCAUUGAGCGACAAGGUCGAGGAAGUCGAGGCUGUUUCAUCGCAGCUAUUGCAGACCAAUGUCGUCGGCAACAUCCACCUCUUCCACCUCUUCCUCCCUCUUGUCCUGAAGGGCAAGGUCAAGAAGGUCAUUACCAUUUCCACCGGUAUGGCCGACCUCGACUUGAUCAACGAUUGCGAGGUUGAUAUUGGUGCUUUAUACGCUGCCUCCAAGGCGGCCAUGAACGUCAUUGUGGCCAAGUUCAACGCGCAAUACAAGAAAGACGGUGUGCUCUUCAUGAGUAUCAGCCCGGGUUUGGUGGAGGUGGGCCGCUACGCGGAUUCCACUCCGGAAGAGAUCCAGGGCAUGACGGGAUUCGUGGGUAAGCUCGUAACCUAUGCGCCUCACUUCAAGGGCCCAAUCACUCCGGAAGAAUCCGUCCGACAUGUCAGGUCGACCUGGGAGAAGGCCAGCAUCGAGGGUGGGUUUGGUGGUGCGUUUGUCUCGCAUCUUGGAAACAAGCAGUGGGUGUAAAAUCGGGUCCCGCUCCAUCAAUUACACCAGAUACA
Molecule: messenger RNA, 964 nt
Organism: Aspergillus glaucus CBS 516.65
Lineage: Eukaryota; Fungi; Ascomycota; Eurotiomycetes; Eurotiales; Aspergillaceae
Product: SDR family oxidoreductase
Exons: 4
Coding region: 111-929 (272 amino acids)
Molecular function (GO): oxidoreductase activity, acting on the CH-OH group of donors, NAD or NADP as acceptor
Source: RefSeq, a predicted model, not a curated record